UCGAGCUGAAAAGAUCACUGCUUUUGUACGGGGCAAAAGUUGUGUCGGAUACCGUAUUUUUUGAACGAAAAAUACAAUGACAGUGUUGAGAUAAAUUUGACAUUUCCGGUGGUCAUAACGGUUUAGUCUGGUUAAUAGCAAGAAAUAUUGAUUUAACUUUCAAUUCGGCACUGCGCCGGUAACUGCACGGUUGGAAGUCACAACUGCCACAGAUGUUCACUUGGAGGGACAACAUUAAGAAUUAAUAGCACGCUAUGUCCACUCUUCAACUGCACGACAGAUGAAAAGCAAGCAAUUCACGCUUCAAAAUCAUAGCAUUUAAAUUACCAAUUUUGCAAUAACUGUGAGUGUCAAAAUCAGGAUAAAUCAUAAUGUUGAGUCCCAAGGCCGCAGCGUUCAGCGUUGAGGCAUUAAUGAGUGAUGACAAGGGCAAAAAUUCAACGCUUCGAACCAACAGCAACUCGCGUUCAACGAGCCCAAGUAUCAAAGACGAGGUUCUCUUCACAGAUAGUGAAAAUGGAUGGCUGUCUAUGAGAGGAAAAGAGUGUAAAGUCUUUCCUUUUAAAGUUCAGCAUUCAACCGGGAAUCCGAGUCCAACAAGUUUCUCAAAAUCUUCCACUUCAAGAUUACUUUACAGCGAAAAACCGCCUCGUGGUUCCGGCAUAAAUUCAGACUCGGGAAUUUCAGAAAUCCUGUACCAGAAUAGAAACGGGCAUCAUGAACAGCCACUUGAAAAAGAGUUGAAAUGCUUAUCAAAAACUUCAGCCUACAGUCAAGCGGAAGCCGAUGACAGGCUCAUCAGUGGGCCAAGUUGUAGAGAUCAACCAAAUGGUUUACAUCAAAAUUCGGUUUCUUACCCAUCUUUUUUUAAUUUGGACAAUUUAGAAAGAGACCAUGAAAAUUCUAUAAGGAGGCCAAGACAAUCCUUUUCUUCAGAUUCAGAAACAAUAUAUCGAGAAGCCGGUGAAUUUCGACCUCGCAGGAAAGUGAAGAAACUUCAGACGAUGCGGAAGAACGGUUUCGUGAGCCAUCGGUUGCAAGGCGAAACCAGUGCACUCCACCUUGCCCAAAACUUAUCGCAACAAAAAUAUGAACUGGAAAGCAAUUACAGUUCGGGAGAUCCAAUCAGGCAUUUUUUUCAUCCUUCUUUGAGCUCACUGAAUAAAUUCAUCUGCAGUUUGAAUCCACAUGCCGGCGAGCUGGGAUCUCCUCGCUCAUUUUUUGGACCGAUUCAAGGUCCAUUUGAGGGAAAUCCCAAUUAUCAACCAUUCCCCAACCCUCUCAUGCCCUUCAUCACAUUACCCGACCUAAAACAUGAUAUCAACAACCGUGCACCAACGCAAGCCGACACCAAAGAGAAAGACUCUUGUCCCACUGCCAACAGCACUCCGCUGAUCUUGGAUGAAAAUGAGUGCGCAUCUCCAAAUGUACUGAGAUCCAUCCUGCAGGCGCAACAUGCGUCAGGUCCUGAAACGGUAUUCCGUGCUUGUGAUGACCUGCAGAGACUGGUGAGCGGUCCGUGGAACGAUAGACUUUCAAAUCGGGGCGCAUGCGACGUGAGUCCUCAGGGUGAAGAAGAGGUGGUGCGACUAGUAGGUGGCGUCACCGUCCAACUCCUUCAGUCAGACCUGUGGAGGAAAUUUCACAGCCACGGCACCGAGAUGAUCAUUACCAAAAUUGGCAGGCGAAUGUUCCCGGUACUGCGUAUCCGUAUCAGCGGUCUAGAUCCUGAUAAGAUGUAUCUGCUUUACGCCGACAUGCAGCCCGUCGAUAACAAGCGCUACAGAUACGUGUACCAAAGCUCGCGCUGGCUGGUGGCGGGCGUCGGAGAAAACCAAUCGAGAGCCGAAGCCAAAACCGACCGCACUCCCAAACAACGGGAAUCGAUUCCAGUUCCUGAUAGAACUCCCAUCGGCACUCGCAGUCGUAAGAGUGAUGUGCUGUAUAAUGAGAGCGGAACUCCCAACUCUAAGAAAAUUUCCAUUGCAAAUAUUGCGAACAGCGAUCAGGGGAUUCCAACUGGUGAUGAUAUUCACAGCACAACGCCAAUUCCAAGUGAUGCUGGCAUUCCCAGCACAGAGGAUAUUCCAAGAGGUGCCGGUGAUGGCAGCAAGAUUCCCCUUUACGGGGAGGAGAGUGGGGCGGGGCUAUACAUGCACCCUGACAGCCCAGCACUGGGGUCUUGCUGGAACGGUGCUCAUAGCAUCGCUUUUGACAAACUCAAGUUAACCAACAGCAGCACCAGCAGCGGACAGAUUUGUCUUCACUCGAUGCAGAAAUAUCAGCCAAGGAUUUGGAUUCAGGAAUACCAGGAUGCUCCAGAAAUCUCUGAUUCUCUUUUGGGAACAAAAAAUAGGAAUCGGGAAUCUUGCCGAGUUCCUGGGCAGAAUUCUACGUUGUUCUCAUUCCCGGCGACUCUGGCGGAGGUGGACGGUGGGGAUGUGGGAGGCCGCAGGAAGGGCCCCAGGCUCGCCUCCCCAGAGUGGUUGACGAAGAUCGACCGACAGACGGCGCAGGUGGCGGUCUUCCCCGUCACCAGCUUCAUAACCGUCACCGCCUACCAGAACCAGCAGGUGGUCGUGGUGACAGCUGGUGCACGACUGGUGAAAAGUGAUGCAUGA
This is a messenger RNA of Hyalella azteca, 2621 nucleotides long. RefSeq lists its product as uncharacterized. Gene Ontology annotation, molecular function: RNA polymerase II cis-regulatory region sequence-specific DNA binding; DNA-binding transcription factor activity, RNA polymerase II-specific. The record is from RefSeq and is a predicted model, not a curated record. Bases 372 to 2621 code for a protein of 749 amino acids. Gene Ontology annotation, biological process: positive regulation of DNA-templated transcription; cell fate specification; regulation of transcription by RNA polymerase II. Gene Ontology annotation, cellular component: nucleus. NCBI's taxonomy places the organism in Eukaryota, Metazoa, Arthropoda, Malacostraca, Amphipoda, Hyalellidae. The transcript has 5 exons.